CCAGUCGUCCGCCUGACAUUUUGCCGCAAAGCAAACUGAACCGAAACACGACGUAAAUCAAAGCAACGGUAACGACAACGAUGUAGUCGUUUAUCAUUCGGUUUUAAUUAUUAUACAUCUGUCGAUUCAGCGCGUGUUCUGGUAUGUUUGGCGUUAUUUUCUGAUUUCCUCGCCGCACCCUCCAUACUCGUUUCUUUAUUGUGGGCUCGGCGUCGGUUGUCUUGGAGCGGCAGGUGUAACGCUGUUUGAGUAACGGAGAAGCGACCCGCGCCGGUGUCACUAAAUUCCAAAGAAGCUUAAUUAAUUAUCUUAAAAUCGAAGUUAAAUCCGAUUAAUGCAAGAAGUAUCCUAAGUUAGCGCGAUACGGUUUAUUUCGGUGAACGGGGACGUCGCCAUGACGGGGGAGAAGAUCCGCGCCGUCCGGAAGGACCACAACAACAAACCGAACAAGAACGAGGAGAUCACGGACACGUACGACGAGACCUCGAACGGGACCAUCCCGAACGGCACCGGCAACCAUUGCAAGUCCAAUAAGGUUUUUCAGAAAGCUGCCAAAACCUCGACUCUACUACAACAACAACAACAACACAACGCGAACAACAUCAACGGAAACCCCUCCUCGGUGGACACCGGCGCCACCGACAGCAACAAGAACCCGAUCAUCAUCCUGAGCGGCGAGGACGUGGAGCUCGCGGUCCACGAGUGCGUGUUCAGGGGGGAUGUGCGCCUGCUCUCCUCUCUCAUCAGGACCCACAGCAUCACUCAGAAGGAUGUGCACGGGAACACACCUCUCCACCUGGCUGUGAUGAUGGGCCACAAAGAAUGCGCCCUCCUCCUGCUGGCCCACAACGCUCCCGUAAAGAUAAAGAACGCUCAGGGCUGGAGCCCCCUGGCCGAAGCCAUCAGCUACGGCGACCGGCAAAUGAUCACAGCGAUCCUGCGGAAGCUGAAGCAGCAGUCCAGGGAGACCGUGGAGGACAAGAGGCCGAAGUUACUGAACGCUCUCAAGGAGCUCGGGGACUUUUAUCUGGAGCUGCAUUGGGACUUUCAGAGCUGGGUGCCUUUGCUGUCCCGGAUGCUGCCGUCUGACGCCUGUAAAAUCUACAAGCAGGGGCUUAACAUCAGGCUCGACACCACUCUCAUCGACUUCACCGACAUGAAGUGUCAGCGCGGGGACCUCAGCUUCAUUUUCAACGGCGAGGCCGCGCCCUCCCAGUCCUUUGUGGUCCUGGACAACGAAGCCAAAGUGUACCAAAGAAUACACCACGAGGAGUCUGAGAUGGAGACCGAGGAGGAGGUGGACAUUCUGAUGAGCAGCGACGUCUACUCCGCCACGCUGUCCACCAAGUCCAUCUCCUUCUCACGCAGUCAGAUGGGCUGGCUGUUCCGAGAGGACAAGACGGAGCGGAUCGGCAACUUCCUGGCCGACUUCUACGCCGUGAACGGGCUGGUGCUGGAGUCCCGGAAGCGGCGCGAGCACCUGAGCGAGGAGGACGUCCUGAGGAACAAGGCCAUCAUGGAGAGCCUGAGCAAAGGCGGCAGCAUCAGCGAGCAGAACUUUGAGCCCGUGAGACGGCAGUCCCUCGCGGCGCCCGACCCCAGCACCGUGUCUUGGGAGGAGUACAUCGCGGCGGAGCACGGCAAGCCGCCUCACCUCGGCAGAGAGCUGGUGUGUAAAGAGAGCAAGAAGAACUUCAAAGCCAACGUGGCCAUGAGCCAGGACUUCCCUCUGGGCAUCGAGUCGUUGCUCAACGUGCUGGAGGUCAUCGCCCCGUUCAAGCACUUCAACAAACUCCGGGAGUUCGUGCAGAUGAAGCUUCCGCCGGGGUUCCCCGUCAAACUGGACAUCCCCGUCUUCCCCACCAUCACGGCCACCGUCACUUUUCAGGAAUUCCGCUACGACAAAUUCGAAGAGUCCACCUUCGUCAUCCCGGCCGAGUACAAAGAAGAUCCCAGCCGCUUCCCCGACCUCUGACCUGGCAACGCGAACCACAAGCAGCGUGUCUGUGUGAGGGGAAACACACAGGAGGAAGAGGAGGGAUCCUGUGUUGUUUUAUUCAUAUAUAUAUAUAUAUAUUAUCCAUUUAAGAAUGAAAAGGGAACUUGUUUUAUUGGAUCAGUUGUUAUUUGUUUGCGCCACCUCUCGUGUAGAUAUGCAUAUCGGCCGUUCAUCCGUCACCCGGGCGGUACGCCGAGCUGCCAGGAGACACAGCCUGGACUCUUCGUCAUCAUCAUCAUCACUAUUUUAUUAUCUGCUAUUAUCUUCUCGUCUCCGAGGACCGAUGACUGAACUCUCAUUCUGCACCGACGGCGUCAUCGGAAAAGACCCGCGGCUUAAUCAUCGUUCAUGAAUGAUGUUCUGAAUGUAGAUCUAUAAACUCUAAAGGAGCGACACGGUAGCAACACGUCUCGGCGCCAAUGUUUCUGAUCGGCAUCAAAAAACCAAACGGUUGGACGUCCCGCGUCUUCAGGUCUGCUCGCGUUACCUCUCUGCGUCACGUGAUCCCCUCGGACGUCAUGUGAUCCUCUCGGCCUUCAUGUGACCCUCGGUUGUCACGUGAUCCUCGUGACCGGACCGAGGGGUUUUGUUCUAUGUGCAUUAGUGUGUGUGGGAGAACCUCGGUGGGAUAUCAGGAAAAACUGUUAGUUUCAUAAUGCACUGAUGAUAUUUAGUAUAUAUAUAUUUAAGGCAUGCUAUGGCUGCGUUGGCGACUGGUUCACGUUCAUCUUUCAGCUGGUUUAAGGUUAAAAGGGGAAAAGCUGAACCGCCCCGUUUGUGCUUCUAAAGAUCUCGUUGAUCGUCGUCUGCGAAUCCUUCUUUUACUUUUCUGUGUAAACUAAACUGUGACAUUGAUACUGCUGGAUCUGUCCGGAGGGGAUCGCCUCUCGCUUCAGUUUACAUGUACUGCAACCAUACCUACUUCACUUCCCUUUAAAUAAAGCACCAGCAUCAUGUUUAAACCCA
Pseudoliparis swirei is the source of this 2965-nucleotide messenger RNA. RefSeq names its product ankyrin repeat domain-containing protein 13C-like. Gene Ontology annotation, molecular function: protein binding. Gene Ontology annotation, cellular component: cytoplasm. The record is from RefSeq and is a predicted model, not a curated record. Lineage: Eukaryota; Metazoa; Chordata; Actinopteri; Perciformes; Liparidae. The transcript has 13 exons. The coding region runs from base 395 to 1975 and encodes 526 amino acids.